UGUAGCCCGCGGGGCUCGCCGCAGCCAUGGGCAACCGCGGCAUGGAAGACCUCAUCCCGCUGGUCAACCGACUGCAGGACGCCUUCUCCGCCAUCGGCCAGAAUGCGGACCUCGACCUGCCCCAGAUCGCCGUGGUGGGCGGCCAGAGCGCUGGCAAGAGCUCGGUGCUGGAGAAUUUCGUAGGCAGGGACUUUCUGCCUCGAGGAUCUGGCAUUGUCACCCGCCGCCCCCUGGUCCUGCAGUUGGUCAAUGCUACCACAGAAUAUGCCGAGUUCCUGCACUGCAAGGGUAAGAAAUUCACCGACUUCGAGGAAGUGCGACUGGAGAUCGAGGCCGAGACUGACCGGGUCACUGGCACCAACAAGGGCAUCUCACCGGUGCCCAUCAACCUCCGCGUCUACUCGCCGCACGUGCUGAACCUGACCCUGGUGGACCUGCCCGGAAUGACCAAGGUCCCGGUGGGGGACCAACCCCCCGACAUUGAGUUCCAGAUCCGGGACAUGCUUAUGCAGUUUGUCACCAAAGAGAACUGCCUCAUCCUGGCUGUGUCGCCCGCCAACUCUGACCUGGCCAACUCCGAUGCCCUCAAGAUCGCCAAAGAGGUGGACCCCCAGGGUCAGCGCACCAUUGGGGUCAUCACCAAGCUGGACCUGAUGGACGAGGGGACAGAUGCCCGUGAUGUGCUGGAGAACAAGCUGCUUCCCCUGCGCAGAGGCUACAUUGGGGUGGUGAACCGGAGCCAGAAGGACAUUGAUGGCAAGAAGGACAUCACAGCUGCCUUGGCUGCUGAGCGCAAGUUCUUCCUUUCCCACCCAUCCUACCGCCACUUGGCUGACCGCAUGGGCACACCCUACCUGCAGAAGAUCCUCAACCAGCAACUGACAAACCACAUCCGGGACACGCUGCCGGGGCUGCGGAACAAGCUGCAGAGCCAGCUGCUGUCCAUUGAGAAGGAGGUGGAUGAGUAUAAGAACUUCCGGCCUGAUGACCCAGCACGCAAGACCAAGGCACUGCUGCAGAUGGUCCAGCAGUUUGCUGUGGACUUUGAGAAGCGCAUCGAGGGCUCGGGAGACCAGAUCGACACCUAUGAACUGUCGGGGGGAGCCCGCAUCAACAGAAUCUUCCAUGAGCGCUUCCCCUUCGAGCUGGUCAAGAUGGAGUUUGAUGAGAAGGAACUCCGAAGAGAGAUCAGCUAUGCCAUCAAGAAUAUCCAUGGCAUUAGGACAGGCCUCUUCACACCUGACCUCGCUUUUGAAGCCACAGUGAAAAAGCAGGUGCAGAAGCUCAAAGAGCCCAGUAUCAAGUGUGUGGAUAUGGUAGUCAGUGAGCUCACGGCCACCAUCAGAAAGUGUAGCGAAAAGCUCCAGCAGUACCCACGGCUUCGGGAGGAGAUGGAGCGCAUUGUGACCACCCACAUCCGGGAGCGUGAGGGUCGGACAAAGGAGCAGGUCAUGCUCCUCAUUGACAUUGAGCUGGCUUACAUGAACACCAACCAUGAGGACUUCAUAGGCUUUGCCAAUGCUCAGCAGAGAAGCAAUCAGAUGAACAAGAAGAAGGCUUCAGGGAACCAGGAUGAGAUUCUGGUCAUCCGGAAGGGCUGGUUGACCAUCAGCAAUAUUGGCAUCAUGAAGGGUGGCUCCAAGGAGUACUGGUUUGUGCUGACUGCCGAGAAUCUGUCCUGGUACAAGGAUGAUGAGGAGAAAGAGAAGAAAUACAUGCUGUCUGUGGACAACCUGAAGCUGCGGGAUGUGGAGAAGGGCUUCAUGUCCAGCAAGCAUAUCUUUGCCCUCUUUAACACGGAGCAGAGGAACGUUUACAAGGAUUAUCGGCAGCUGGAACUGGCCUGUGAGACUCAGGAGGAGGUGGACAGCUGGAAGGCCUCCUUCCUUAGGGCUGGCGUGUACCCUGAGCGUGUUGGGGACAAGGAGAAAGCCAGUGAGACCGAGGAGAACGGCUCAGACAACUUCAUGCACUCCAUGGACCCACAGCUGGAGCGGCAGGUGGAGACCAUCCGGAAUCUGGUGGACUCGUACAUGGCCAUUGUCAAUAAGACCGUGCGGGACCUCAUGCCUAAGACCAUCAUGCACCUCAUGAUCAACAACACCAAGGAGUUUAUCUUCUCGGAGCUACUGGCCAACCUUUACUCGUGCGGGGACCAGAACACGCUGAUGGAGGAGUCAGCCGAGCAGGCGCAGCGCCGCGACGAGAUGCUGCGCAUGUACCACGCGCUGAAGGAGGCGCUGAGCAUCAUCGGCGACAUCAACACGACUACUGUCAGCACUCCCAUGCCCCCGCCUGUGGACGACUCCUGGCUGCAGGUGCAGAGCGUACCGACCGGACGCAGAUCGCCCACAUCCAGCCCCACGCCGCAGCGCCGAGCCCCCGCCGUGCCCCCAGCCCGGCCAGGGUCCCGGGGCCCUGCUCCUGGGCCUCCGCCUGCUGGGUCCGCCCUGGGGGGGGCUCCCCCCGUGCCCUCCAGGCCGGGGGCUUCCCCUGACCCCUUCGGUCCUCCCCCCCAGGUGCCCUCGCGCCCCAACCGCGCCCCGCCCGGGGUCCCCAGCCGAUCGGGUCAGGCAAGUCCAUCCCGUCCUGAGAGCCCCAGGCCCCCCUUCGACCUCUAACCAGACUCCUCCUAUGCCUCGGAGACUUCCCUUUCCAAGCCUGCCCGGAUGGCUGUUCUGUGACUUAGCAGUGGGUCCCCCAACCCCAAAGCCUCCCCUUUUAUCCGUGACUUAGUCUGUUGUAGUGGUGAGCUGACACAUCCAGGCGUGACAUUGGUGAAAACUUGUGCCCCUCUGUGGUAUUGCUCCUGCCCUGUUCUAUAAAUAUCUAUAAAUAUUCAUAUAUGUAUACAUAUAUAUAUAUCUAUAUGGCAGACACAGUCCUGCCCCUAGUGUUGGGAUUCAAUCACUGUGCUGUCCUUGUGGAGUCUUGUGGCUCAACUACCAGGGAACGCUGUCGCCUUGACAUCCCCCCUCCAAAGUGUUCUCCCUCCAGUGAGCCACCCUGUCAUGCUCAGCCUGUGGAUAGUCAGCCCCUCUCUGCCAUCCCUCCCAUCCCUCACCCCCUCGAAGCAUGGGGGUGCUGUACUGGCAGCUGUGUGGUUCUCUGGUCGCUACCAGUCUUGAUGUCUCUUGGCUGAGAAUAAAACCCAUUUCUGGACGAUGGAAAACAA
Molecule: messenger RNA, 3175 nt
Organism: Loxodonta africana (African savanna elephant)
Lineage: Eukaryota; Metazoa; Chordata; Mammalia; Proboscidea; Elephantidae
Gene: DNM1
Product: dynamin 1
Exons: 22
Coding region: 27-2621 (864 amino acids)
Biological process (GO): receptor internalization; synaptic vesicle endocytosis
Cellular component (GO): cytoplasm; membrane; microtubule
Molecular function (GO): GTP binding; GTPase activity; microtubule binding
Source: RefSeq, a predicted model, not a curated record